This is a messenger RNA of Salvelinus sp. IW2-2015, 2838 nucleotides long. The record is from RefSeq and is a predicted model, not a curated record. Lineage: Eukaryota; Metazoa; Chordata; Actinopteri; Salmoniformes; Salmonidae.
UAGACAGCGGAAGCUUUUCAUAGUAACAAAGCAAUGAACGGGACCGUUCCGGAAGAAGUGGUGGCAGAGUAAAACCGAUAAACUCUCGGUUGUGUUUCUAAAGAUAAGUGUCAACGUGAAGUGAGUCCAAGUUUUUGUGAGUUUAUUUUGAACGUUUACGGCKGGUCUAAGCCAGCAUAGCCUACAGCGGGGAACUGAAAAUGGAGGUAGAAAAGGAAAUCAAGAAGAUGACCCUGGGCCACGAGAUCGGCGCCGGGGCGGCGUGUCUGAAAUGCAAGGACAAGUGUGAGGGGUUUGAGCUACACUUCUGGAGAAAGAUCUGCCGGAACUGUAAGUGUGGUCUUACGGACCACGAUGUGCAGAUGAACUCUGAUGAUAACAGGAAGGUGGGCAAGCUGUUCGAGGAUACCAAGUACACUGGCCUCAUUGCCAAGCUCAAAACUGACGGUGUACCCACGUACAAGGGCAACCAGGUCACCUUCUCCAUCUCUGCCAGCCCCAUAUCAGGAACCGCUAUUCCAUACAGUCCCCAAUCUGCCCACAAUGUGCCAGCCAAUGCUGGCUAUGGGGAUGGAGCUGGCUAUGUGGCUGGAACUGGGCCCAGGGCUGGAGCUGGUAAUGGGUCUGGGGCCGGAGCUGGGGCCGGAGCUGGGGCUAGCUAUGGUGCUGGGACCGGAGGUGGAGCUGGGGCUGGACCCGCUACCAUGCCCAAACCUGGGGCAAUCAGAGCCACUGCUGUGUCAGCCAAUGUCGUACCAGUCAGGAAGGAUGCCGUGCCCAUGAAGUCUGUUACCUACGAGUGGGCUCCUCCAGGGGUGAAACAGUACAUGGCGGUACGCUACAUCGAGCUCCUGCCCCCAGAGAGGCGUCCCAUAGCGGGCACGGAGGGUGCAGCCUACCGCCGGCAACAGAUGGCAGUGCAGCUACCGGAGCACGACCAGGAYCCGGCCAAGUGCCACGAGCUGACCCCUGCAGAGGUCAAACAGAUGCAGCAGUACGUCCGCAAGUACAAGGACGAGGCCCUGGGAGUGGGAGACAUCAAACUGCCUGAGGAGAUGAUGGGUCAGGCUCCGGGUCAGGAGGGAGGACCAGGACAGGGAGUUCAACCUGGGAUGGGGGCUGGAGGUUACCCUGGGGCAGGAGAAGGUGGACCAGGAGACAUGGGCACUGCUGCCACCGCUGGGGCCAUGGGUACUCCGGGAGCCCCUGGAGAUCACCUGGCUGGACCCUGUGGACACUAUUCGUGCCACCAGUGCCAGCUGCCCAUGCGUCAGGGUGAGCCUGCGGUGUACGCAGAGCGUGCUGGCUAUGACAAUCUGUGGCACCCAGCCUGCUUUGUGUGCUGCACCUGYUCAGAGCUCCUGGUGGACAUGAUCUACUUCUGGAAGAAGGGACAGUUGUACUGCGGACGCCACUAUGGAGACAGYGAGAAGCCACGCUGCGGGGGCUGUGACGAGCUGAUCUUCAGUAAUGAGUACACGCAGGCCGAGGACCAGAACUGGCAUCUGAAGCACUUCUGCUGCUUUGACUGUGACUGUGUGCUGGCUGGAGAGACGUACGUUAUGGAGAACAACAAGCCUGUCUGCAAGCCCUGCUACAUGAAGAGCCACGCCGCGGUGUGUACGGCCUGUCAGAACCCAGUGGAGCCCGAGGCCCAGCGCGUGUCCUACGGGGAGUUCCACUGGCACGCUGAGCCUCAGUGCUUCCAGUGCUCCUGCUGUGCUAAGUGUCUAAUUGGAGAGCGCUUCAUGGCCGUACAGGGAAUGCUCUUCUGCUCUGUCGAGUGCAAGAAGAAGACCAUGACCUAGAGAAGACCGUAGUGUACCGUACAGCAGCUCAACCUUCUCCGGCCUCCYGACCACAAUUGUAAUUUGAACUAAGCCUUGUCUAGAAUACAAACAAUAGUCUUAAAAUGAAAUUAUUAAUUUGCCUUGACCACAAGAGCUUAGCUAAUGAUUUUCAGUUUCUAAGUUCCUGAUGGGAUGGGGAAAAUAAUGCCUUAAAUCUAUUGAUUAGUCUUCUCUUAACAAGAUUCUCCUCUACAUCUUCUCUUUACAUGCACUGUUUUGUUCCACCUCUUUGUUUACUGAGAUUCAUUUGGUUGGCGUUUUGUUUCAGAACACUUUUCUUCUUCUGAGUUUAAAGCAGCUAUGAAUGAUUCUCAACUCUGUCUACUCAAGUAUUUUUUUGGUAUUGUAUCAGGAUCCCCAUUAGCUGUUGCGAAAGCAGCAGCAGCUACUCUUCCUAGGGUCCACAGAAAACAUGAACCUUGACAUAGUACAGAACAUUAGUAGGCAAGAACAGUGUCCUUCCUUGGGUUGUUCUCAAAUCCUGCUGCUUUCUCUCUAGAAUGUACUACUGAACUCUAAGCAGUAUUAUGAUUAACAAYUUCAGUGUAAUAGUAUUACAAUACGUGAUACUUUGUGCAGUAUUUCUGUUCUGCAGGAAGCAGCCUUUCAGUGUUGUAACAGACUGCACACUAUGCAAUGUGAUCAACUGAUUCUCUCCAACACAGUCCUGGAGAACCCCUGUGAACGCAGGUUUUCACAAGUGACUUUAUUAUGGACAACAUCACUGAAAUGUGAUGUCAUAUCUUCAGAACAUCUUAAAACGAUGAUGARGGACUUUGGAGGACCAAUGAAAUGAUCAGAAAUCGUCAAGUAGUUAUCUGUACUGUGGCGUCAACUUAUCUACUGCCUUCUCUCCUUCCUGCAGUCUUUUAUAUUAUAAUCGGUUUCCCUCGCAGUCUUCACAAUAAGUGCCAUUGGCUUUCCUUUAUUUCUCUUGCACUUUAUAUUUUCUCACACUGUAACAACCUAAUAAAGUUUUUUGCAAUGA